AUGAAGGCUGCGGAUCUGCCAGACGCACUGGCACCAGCACCAGCACCAGCACCCAUAGCAAAGUUGGUUCUGCUAUGGGUGCUGGUGCUGGUGCUGGUGCCAGUGCAUCCACUUUACCACCGCACCCGCCAGAACCACCAGCUGUCAUUGCCGGCUAUUGUCACAACAGUGGCAAUAUCAGAAACAAAAACAGCAGCAAUGGUGUGUGUGCACUUUCUGUACGAGAAGCAGGGCUACACCAACUUUAAUACUACUUUCCACUCCUGCGCAUUACCAUGAGCAAGCAGUUUUUUGCAGGCCAUCAUCUGCCACCUCGCUGACUGCACAUGCAAUGAAGACCACCUGGCUGACCUUGUGAAGGAUAUGCAUGAAUGCUGCCAAGCGAGCAGUGAUUGGCAGGAAAUUUUAUUUUUAUUUGAUAUGUACAUAAAAAACAGGGCAUAGGCCUAUUAUCUGUUAUUAUAAUAUCUUGACACUAGAGCGGAAAGGGCUACCUUUUCUAUUCGCAGCUUUACGGUUUGCCUUUGUGGUGUUAUAAAUUUGGAAAUGAUGUGAAAGCUG
This is a messenger RNA of Kickxella alabastrina, 561 nucleotides long. RefSeq lists its product as uncharacterized. Bases 1 to 279 code for a protein of 92 amino acids. Lineage: Eukaryota; Fungi; Kickxellomycota; Kickxellomycetes; Kickxellales; Kickxellaceae. The transcript is spliced from 2 exons. The record is from RefSeq and is a predicted model, not a curated record.